UCCGUACCGCUGAACCCCCGAUCAUGCCGCUCGGACUGGGGCGCAGGAAGAAGGCGUCUCCGCUGGUGGAAAACGAGGAAGCCGAGCCGAUCCGUGCUGGGCUCAACGUCGACGGACUGGACAUCGGGCGGGUCGGAAUCGCCGAAGGCGUGACGCAGGAAGGGCUUCCUCCUCCGCCCACUAACCUGCGACCUCGUCUCAUUUUCCACACGCAGCUGGCGCACGGGAGCCCCACGGGCCGCAUCGAGGGAUUCAGCAACGUCCGCGAGCUCUACGCAAAGAUCGGGGAAGCCUUCGCGAUCCCGCCGGCAGAGGUUAUGUUUUGCACACUGAACACCCACAAAGUGGACAUGGACAAGCUGCUGGGUGGCCAAAUCGGGCUGGAGGACUUUAUCUUCGCUCACGUGAAGGGCCAGAGGAAAGAAGUGGAGGUGUUCAAAGGCGAGGACGCGCUGGGGCUCACUAUCACCGACAAUGGAGCCGGCUACGCGUUUAUUAAGAGAAUACGAGAGGGAAGCGUCAUUCAUCAGAUCCAAAUCAUCAACGUGGGAGACAUGAUCGAGUCCAUCAACGGCCAGACGCUGCUCGGGUGCAGACACUACGAGGUGGCGAAGAUGCUCAAGGAAUUACCGAAGGGAAAGAACUUCGUCCUGAAGCUGGUGGAACCGCUGAAGGCCUUUGAUAUGAUCAGUCAGAGAUCAGGGGCCAGAGCAGGGUCUGGGGUACAGGUGGGUACAGGCAGAGGGACGCUACGACUGAGAUCUAAAGGACCGGCAACAGUGGAGGAACUGCCCUCAGCGUUUGAAGAAAAGGCCAUUGGGAAGGUCGAUGAUCUGCUGGAGAACUACAUGGGCAUACGGGACAGUGAGCUUGCUGCCACCAUGGUGGAGUUGGGCAAAGACAAAAAGAACCCAGACGAGUUUGCAGAGGCUCUGGACGAGACGCUCGGCGACUUCGCUUUCCCAGACGAGUUCGUGUUCGACGUCUGGGGAGCCAUCGGAGACGCCAAGGUGGGUCGGAUCUGAGUCUCCGCACGCCCACGUGAACCGGACUGAAAGGGAGGUGUUUAAGGGAGGUGGUGCGGACACCCAGGACAUCCAGGACUCUUCUAGUACAAACUUACACUAUAGAGUGAGUUUUACACAGAAAAAAAAACCCUCAGCCAUCUUCAUGCUCUCGGAUUCAAUCUUAUUAAUGAAACCUAACGAGGUGCAUCGCUCGGACCCCGUUAACGCACCCCACAGGAAAUCACACUAGAGUUUAAAACACUAACGUGGCAUAUGAAUGUUGGAAAAAAAAAGGCUGCACGUUGCACGUGUCAAGCGCUCUCUCUCUCUCUCUCUCUCUCUCUCUCUCUCUCUCUCUCUUUUCUUUCCUCUUGCUUUCCCUCACUCUCCCUUUCUCUUUUUUUUUUUUUUUUACUCUCUUGACUUUGACUCUUUAUUAAACUGUGACGUUCACUUUGCACUGUUACACUGUAUGAACUGCACUGCCGUGUUCACACACACACACACACACACACACACACACACACACACCCUUACGCAUGUGUAGUGCAGUUCUGGACCACUUUAAGGGAUUAUGUGAUGUAACACUACAGCGACCCCCUUAAAGCACAUUUAUCAUGUUUUUUAUAUUGUUAAUGCUUCUCCUUUAUAUGAACACACACACACACGAUUUUUGCGAUUCUUUUCAAAACCAUCUGAAAUUGUGUCCAGUCACAUUUCACACUUGUUUUAUAAUUUCUCUUCCUGACUCCACGUCCUGCCUGUACGAUGGAUGGCGUCUCUAGACAAGACAUCCGACUGCUUCCAAACACACACACAACAAUCGUUGGCUUUUUUCACCUCGUAAGUGUAGAAAUACUGUAAACUUUUCAAAUGGUGAAUAUUUAUGGCUGAAUUUUUUCGAAUUUAAUUUCACAGUAGGACAGAUAUCUCCAUGUUCUGAGCUGAAGGAGUUGGUAUGGAGUUUGGAAGUUCUAAGAGUCUGGUUUUAUUGUUCUGUGAUCUCAAUUUUAUGAUCGGGACUCCAAUUUUCUCACAAUCUCAUCGAAAAGAACAAAAAAAUUUCUCACAGAGUGAUUGUAUCAUGAGAAAAUCCGGCUCCAUGAAGAUCUGUUUACAUGGGUUGGAGUGACAGAUCUACUGCUAUAGAGCUCCAAAUCCUAUUGAACAUGUUUGGAAUGGAUGUGAACCCUGACUGCACUCCAGACCUCCUCAC
Molecule: messenger RNA, 2223 nt
Organism: Silurus meridionalis
Lineage: Eukaryota; Metazoa; Chordata; Actinopteri; Siluriformes; Siluridae
Gene: gipc1
Product: GIPC PDZ domain containing family, member 1
Exons: 6
Coding region: 24-1025 (333 amino acids)
Molecular function (GO): protein binding
Source: RefSeq, a predicted model, not a curated record